This is a messenger RNA of Platichthys flesus (European flounder), 3327 nucleotides long. RefSeq names its product STIL centriolar assembly protein (gene stil). The coding region runs from base 237 to 3182 and encodes 981 amino acids. NCBI's taxonomy places the organism in Eukaryota, Metazoa, Chordata, Actinopteri, Pleuronectiformes, Pleuronectidae. The record is from RefSeq and is a predicted model, not a curated record. The transcript is spliced from 17 exons. Gene Ontology annotation, biological process: smoothened signaling pathway; mitotic spindle organization; protein localization to centrosome. Gene Ontology annotation, cellular component: centrosome; centriole.
AAAGCCACGGCGCUUCCUAUUGGACGGUGGAGGUGCCGCGCCAGACAGGAGCAGAAACAGCGCCACAGUCAAACUGCGGAUCGAUCCAGGUGAUAGCCGGUGUUUAUGUUCCACUCGAUCCAGUUGCGGGUAAUACCGGCACAAGCUAACCAAGCGAACCGACCCGAGCAGGAAGCUAACGUGGCUAACUGACGUGUUGUCCCCGAGCUCGGCUGCUCUCCGCCGGACACGGAGGGAUGAGCUACCCGCUGAACCUCCAGGCUCUGCCGGCCGCGGUGUUCGAAGACGUGUUCACCCCGGAAAACGUGAGAGGAAGAAACUCCACAAACCCUCGGAUGCUGCUGAGUUUCCCCAAGUCCAGAGCGGCUCUGUGGGACGGCCCCUCAGGAGACAUGCUCCGCCUCCAGCUCUACUCGCAUAGGAAGCCUCGUGUGGUGCUGAUGGAGAAAGCUCUGCGACUGGCCCAGCGUCACGUCCGUCACAGUAACAAGCCCCGCCUCCUCUGUUUCUUCCUGGGAUCAGUGUGUGUGGACCCAGAUGAGGACGGGGUCACUGUGACUCUGAACCGCUUCGAUCCGGGUCGGGACCAGGUCGGAUCCGCGGCCAGGCUCCCUACUGCUCUGCUUCCUGGAGACGUCCUAGUUCCUUGUUUGUUUUCCACUCAGACGGAGACGUCACCGGUCACCGUUAUCCAAUCAGAGGCCGAGAUCCAUCACAGCAUCAAGGCGCUGCAGCAGUUUGUGAGCAGCAGACAGACUCUGGAUCUUUCUCAGCUGAUAAAGGUCAGAGGUCGUGUGGUCUGCUCUCAGCAGUCUGACGCCAUGGUGUUUAGUGUCAGCUGGCAGGCCAUCUGUCCGUCUGUCAGCAUGGACGUCCAGCCGGUCCGAGCCAUUCCCAUCAUCCCCACUGCUCUGCUGAGGAGUCUGACUGGCGUGGGCCGAACGCUUCAGCACGCCACCAACUGCCAUAGAGGGUUUCUGACCAUGGAUCAAACUCGGAAGCUGCUGCUGCUACUGGAGUCUGAUCCCAAAGCUGCCAACCUGCCGCUGGUGGGACUCUGGCUGAGUGGAGUCACACACAUCUACAACCCUCAAGUGAUGUCCUGGUGUCUGAGGUUCCUGUUCAGCACCGCCCUGCAGGACAGAGUUUUGUCAGAGAGCGGCUGUUUCCUGCUCGUUCUGUUCGCUGCCACUCACGGAGCUCCACAGUUCUUCCAGUGUCGACGACCAGGUCCAGGACCUGGACCUGGACCACAGCUGGACUGUGAGUUCCUCAGUGCCUCCCAGUCUGUCACACUCUACCAGCAGGUGGCGUCGGGGGACGGUCAGUCUCUGCAGUGCGAGCUGUCUCCAGACGAUCACAGACAGACGGAGACGUUCAGAGCGGCUCAGAGCUCCUUUAACAGCGCCCCCCCGUCAGCUGCCGGUGUCUCCGUCACUGAUCAGGACUCUGGAGUCGAAGACGAAGACCUUUCUCCACGACCGUCCCCGAGUCCUCAUGCCCCCGCUCAGCAGAGUCGUAGAGUUCAGCCGUCUGUUCCUGAACUCUCUCUGCUGAUUGACAGCAGCUUCACCUGGCAGGACCCUGGCUCCGCCCACAGAUGUCUUCCGCAUUCGUCAGCUGACAGGAAGUCCGCUCCUCCAACAGGAAGCACCCCCCCCUCCUCCUCCCCAGCUCCCAUAUCUCCCCCUCCUCCCCUCCAUAGCACCCCCAACUCUGACCUGCAGCCGCCCUCCACCUGCUACUCGCCUUACACCUGUAGCUCCACCCCCAUAGUCUCCUCUGCCGCUCCUCCUCCCCCCACUUUCAGAAACCAUCCAAUGACUCCUCCUGCUCCCCCCUCCUCCACCAGAGGUCUUCUCCCCCCUCCCUCACAUGACCCUUCGUCUCCUCCCUCUCUCCUCCUCCCUCCUGCUCCUCCUCAGUGCACUGAUCAGGUGGGCGGAGUCGUACAAUCAGACACCUACCAGGUCCUCCUCCACCAGGACCGACAGCUGCGCCUCCUGCAGGCUCAGGUUCAGAUGCUGCUGGAAGCUCAGAGGAGACAUGUCCACCCUCAGGAGACCAGGAGCACGUCCAGCAUCGCUGUGGGGACAGGUGCCAGUCUGUUCUGGGAAAACCCUGUCCAGUCCCUCCCCCAUCAGGAGACACAAGCCACCCCCCCCUCCUCCCCUGGCCCCUCCUCCUCCUGCAGACACUCCUCGUCACAUGACCUGUCCGUCACUGAGACUGUGGGCAGUUCUGAGGCCUGUGACAUCACAAAUCAGACGUCUCCCUGCUCCCCUACUGGUCAACACAGUUGUUUGCAGAGUCCAGCGGGCGUCACUGUGAGCAGAGGCGAGCAGCAGAGCUUCUACAAAAACCUGAUGACUCAGCUGACCAGUCGCCUGCAGGAGUCGGACCAUGGACAGGAAGUGGAGUCCAGGAGGAGAAGUGAGUCUGCCGUCUCCACCCCGUCCAGAAGGAGGCAGCAGAGUUCAGAUCCUGUGGUCAGCGCCACUCUGCGGCAGCUGCAGCAGCUCGGAGUCGACGUGGAGCAAGACGACCUGACGGAGUCCGACAGGAACCGGCUGCGAGAUGUGGAGAGUGUCAGCACUCUGGCGAGCAUUAACCCAGCAGCUGUCAUGUGCAGACUGGGCGUGUCCGAUCUGAGUGUCAGCUCCCUGUGUCCAGGCGGCAGCGUGGAUCUGAGCCUGGAGGCCAACGCCAUCGCUCUGCGUUACCUGAGCGACUCUCAGCUCAGCAGGCUGUCCCUGGGAGGCCACGCCCCUCGUCAGGGCCACGCCCCUCGUCAGGUCCCCACCUCCUCCUCUGACUACCUGCUGUCGCCUAGCAACAUGUCUCUGGGCACCAGGAGGUACAUGAGGAAGUACGGCCUGAUCGAGGAGGAGGACGGCGAGGAAGAAGAAGAGCAAGAGGAGGUCAAAGUUCAAGAGGCGUCGACUCGACAGCCACUGACCGAAGCUCCGAACGUGAAGCCCCUCCCCCAGAGUCAGCUGAUCAGAGACCUGCUGCCGAAGAUGCAGUUGUUGGCCCGAAGAGCCACGCCCCUCAGCGGCGACAAGGAGAACUGCUCCAGCAAGCGUCCAUCUUUACUGAGGACGAGCAAGCACCCGACGGAGGGGUCGGUGGGAAACAUUCUGGACCUGAGUCGCCUCAGACAGCUUCCCAAGCUGUUCUGACACGGCCCACAGAAACCCGUCUGCAGUCAGGGUCCCACUGGUUUCAAUGGACAUGUGACUCUUCAGCAGCAAAUCAAACCAAACGUCUCUUUAUGGUUCAACUGGAAAUCUGCUUUGUGUGUGUGUGCGUGAUUUACAUGUCAAG